This is a messenger RNA of Cladocopium goreaui, 1047 nucleotides long. The record is from the annotation of a GenBank genome assembly. Lineage: Eukaryota; Dinophyceae; Suessiales; Symbiodiniaceae.
AUGAAGGUGAGAUCCCGCGGGCACAAAGCGCACACAGCGCCCGCUCAGGUUAUUGCAGCCAGAAAACCCUUGAACGAGCAGCAUGGUGACAAUGUUUCUGAUAUUGACCCAUUCGUCUACACAGAUGUUCCGCUCAAAGAGAUCCGCACGUUGAAGGUCGUGGAGUCGCCGGGCUUCCCAUCCUUCAUGAAACUCGCUGAGUUGGUCGCCCGAGUCGAAGAAGCGCGGCAAGGAGGCAUUCUACCACCUAAACUCGCCAAAGAAGCUCGAGAUGCUGGCAUCAUUAGCGACGUCACUUGGUUGAACUUGGCUGUGCUGGGAGAGCCGGAGGUUCUGACCAUGAGGAGGAUGCAAGCGAGAGAGGUGAGAUUGCCUAAAGCGAGCAUGACCCGCAUGAAUCCUUAUGCGGCCUCACUGGUUCAGAACGAACUCUUAUCUUCCCCCGUGAAACCCAAAAAGACUUUGGUUUUUGCCUGCUUCGCUGCGGAAGAGCCUGGUCUGCGCGGAUCAAAGGAAUUUGCUUCUCGCCUCGCAUCUGACAGCAGUUCCAGCGGCUCCAGCCUUGUAGAGGACCACGACAAGACUGCGGCCAAGCUGAUGUCAAGGAUGUGUGGGACAAACAAUGGCGGCGCGAUUCUGCAGGACAAUUCUUUCAUGAGGAGGAAACGUCAAAGACGGGCAGCUGAGGAGCACGAGGCUUUGGUGAUGGAUGAGAUUGCUUGGCGAAGUCCCUCGACGGAUAGCCCUGUGGUCAAUUUGGAGUCCUAUGACUGGGCGAAGAAAGUGCUAAAGCAUUUGGCCGGGGCAAGCAAAACCCACAACGGUGACAAACUGAAAGUAACGCACAGCAACAAUCCCUUCGGCUCUGACCAUAUGAGUUUCUUAGAGCAGAAGAUCCAAAGCGUGCUUUCCAUCCAUGGCGAUGAUGAGUCCUAUCCACACUACCAUCAACCCACGGAUGCCAUGGAUCAGGUGAAUCCAGAGCUUUACACCUUGAUCACAAAAAUGAACGCAGGUGCAGCGUUGCGCUUGGCGGGUGUCGUUUAA